AUGAAUGGCAAUGGACAUAUAGUAAACGGCCACACAGCUGUCCUACCAAAUGGAAUACCUCGAACUCCUCCGUCGGACUGGGUAGUCCAGAAAUUUGGAGGCACAAGUGUCGGCAAGUUCGCGCAUCAGAUAGUUGAGCAGGUCAUCCAACCGAGCACCCUCACGAACCGUGUUGCUGUUGUAUGCUCUGCCCGGAGUAGCUCCUCCAAGGCGGAUGGGACCACUAAUCGGCUCCUACGAGCUGCACGCGAGGCAGAGAAUCCCAAAUCGUCACAGUACAAGACCCUAGUCGACACAGUCCUAUCCGAACAUAUCAGCGUGGCCAAUGAACUUAUCCAUUCGGUGGAGUUGAGAUCACGAUUGGUCUCCGAGUUUGAUACCGAAUGCCAGCGAGUGCUGAAAAUACUAGAAGCUGCUCAGACGCUUGGAGAGAUUAGCAGCAGAUGUGUCGACAUGGUCAUAAGCGCUGGUGAAAAACUCAGUUGUCGUCUGAUGGCUGCUUUGUUGAACGAUCGCGGAGUUGAUGCUGCAUAUAUCGACCUUUCUGAUGCUAUAGAUUUUGCACCUGGUGUCCAAGCACUGGAUCAAGAGUUCUAUGACCGCCUAGCCAAACUCUUUGCUGAAAAAGUGCUUGCCUGUCCUGGUAGGGUACCUGUGCUAACUGGCUACUUUGGACUCGUUCCAGGAGGCCUCCUGGACAAGAUUGGCCGUGGCUAUACAGAUCUAUGUGCUGCACUGGUAGCUGUUGGACUAUCUGCACAGGAGCUACAGGUCUGGAAGGAAGUAGACGGAAUCUUUACUGCCGAUCCCAGGAAAGUUCCUACUGCCCGGUUGCUAUCUGCCAUCACUCCGGCAGAGGCUGCCGAGCUGACAUUCUAUGGCUCCGAGGUCAUCCACCCCUUCACCAUGGAGCAGGUCAUCCGUGCCAAAAUCCCUAUCCGGAUCAAAAACGUCAUGAAGCCCAAGGGCAAUGGUACCAUAAUAUUCCCGGAUUCGCGCUCAGAGUUAGAGCGAACAACUCCAGGACAUGACCCCAAAUAUUUCCGCACACGAGGCCCUCACUUCUGGGCCCACAGUGAAGGCCCCAAACGACCAACUGCCGUGACGGCAAAGCAUAAAAUUUUGGUCAUUAAUAUACACUCUAAUAAACGGUCUCUCUCCCACGGGUUCUUUGCUGGGAUAUUCUCAGUCCUCGACAAAUGGAGGCUAUCGAUAGAUCUCAUCUCGACUAGUGAGGUGCAUGUCUCGCUGGCCCUGCAUUCUGAGCUCCCUCUUCUCAAUGGCGUGGGUCGGGAUGAAUACCAAAUCAUCGACGAGGAUCUUCGCGGGGCAAUCCAAGAUCUAAGAAGAUACGGUACAGUCGACAUUAUACCAGAAAUGGCCAUCUUAAGUCUUGUCGGUCAGCAGAUGAAAAAUAUGGUUGGGGUUGCUGGUCGCAUGUUCUCCGUUCUAGGGGAACAUAACGUGAAUAUUGAAAUGAUUUCACAAGGCGCCAGCGAAAUCAAUAUAUCCUGUGUGAUCGAAGAGAGAGACGCUGACAGAGCCAUCAACAUACUUCACACUAAUCUUUUCACCUUCCUCGAAUAA
Molecule: messenger RNA, 1587 nt
Organism: Microsporum canis CBS 113480
Lineage: Eukaryota; Fungi; Ascomycota; Eurotiomycetes; Onygenales; Arthrodermataceae
Product: aspartokinase
Exons: 4
Coding region: 1-1587 (528 amino acids)
Biological process (GO): amino acid biosynthetic process
Molecular function (GO): aspartate kinase activity
Source: RefSeq, a predicted model, not a curated record